Messenger RNA from Rattus rattus (black rat), 2678 nucleotides. RefSeq names its product VPS37C subunit of ESCRT-I (gene Vps37c). The record is from RefSeq and is a predicted model, not a curated record. The transcript is spliced from 5 exons. Gene Ontology annotation, biological process: protein targeting to vacuole; ubiquitin-dependent protein catabolic process via the multivesicular body sorting pathway; protein targeting to membrane. NCBI's taxonomy places the organism in Eukaryota, Metazoa, Chordata, Mammalia, Rodentia, Muridae. Gene Ontology annotation, cellular component: ESCRT I complex. Bases 229 to 1290 code for a protein of 353 amino acids.
CGAGUGGCCUUCCGCGGGUGUUGCUCCUGAAGCCACCGGCGUAUGAGUGCCGGUAUCGUGGCCAUCCCGAGGCCCACAAGGCAGGACGCCGGGAGCGCGGCGGAGGGGCAGUACGGCUCGCUCCCGGCUGGACGCGGGAGGAAGUCACAUCCGGUAGGGGCGGGCUCGUGGAUUCCGGAAGUGCAGGCAGCGGCUGAUUGCCCGUGGCGGCGGCUCCGGUAGGAGAAGAUGGAGGGGCUGAAAGACAAGACCCUGCAGGAGCUGGAGGAAAUGCAGAAUGACCCAGAAGCCAUUGCCCGGCUGGCCUUGGAAUCGCCUGAGGUUCAGGACCUGCAGUUAGAACGGGAGAUGGCACUGGCCACCAACCGGAGCCUGGCAGAGCAGAACCUGGAGUUCCAAGGUCCCCUGGAAAUCAGCCGCUCUAACCUCUCAGACAAAUACCAGGAGCUGCGGAAGCUUGUGGAGCGGUGCCAGGAGCAGAAAGCCAAGCUGGAGAAAUUUUCCUCAGCACUGCAGCCUGGGACCUUGUUGGACCUUCUACAGAUUGAAGGCAUGAAGAUCGAGGAGGAGUCUGAGGCCAUGGCUGAGAAGUUCCUGGAAGGUGAGGUGCCCUUGGAGACGUUCUUAGAGUCCUUUUCUUCCAUGAGGAUACUGCUGCACCUGCGUCGAGUUCGUGUAGAGAAGCUCCAGGACGUGGUGAGGCGGCCUCGAGCUCUGCCAGAGCUGGCUGGAGAUGCCCCUCCAAAGCGCCCGCCACCCCCACGCCCGGCGCCCCAGGCAGCACCCCCUGAGACUGAAGAACAGACUCCGCAGCCCUCUGUAGUGACUCCCUACCCUUUGCCCUACAGCCCAUCCCCAGGCUUGCCUGUGGGCCCCACAGCCCAGGGAGCCCUGCAGCCAGCCCCCUUCCCUGUGGUGACCCAGCCUUCCUCCUAUGGGGGGCCCCUGGGUCCUUCUUACCCAUCACCUCAGCCAGGACCCAGGGCCAUGGUGGGUUACUCUUGGUCUCCACAGAGGAGUGGCCCGCCCCGGCCUGGCUAUCCUGUGGCUCCGACUAGCACCUCUGGUCCAGGAUACCCCUUAGUGGGGGGCCAAACUCCUGGUCCUGGUUAUCCUCAACAGUCCCCUUACUUCCCAUCAGGAAGCAAACCUCCCUACCCAACACAGCCUCAGCUCCCUGGCUUCCCAGGACAGCCCCCGCCGCCAGUGCCCCCUCAACCUCCAUACCCUUCUGGGGUAACACCCCCCUAUGGCUUUCACCCUCCAGGAUCUGCCUGGCCUAGGUAUUAGUCUGGUCCAUGUCCAUCUUCUUCCUUCUACACCACAGCCUUUGGCCUCCAUUUGCUGAGAUUUGAGGUUAACACUGGACCUGGAGGUGACAUGCUCUGAAAUGUUUGGACACACAGGAGCCUCGAGCCUAUAGUUGGAAGCACAUAGGCCUCCUGAAAGGCCCUGAACAGUACAGCAUGAAUCCUUCUGGGAGCUCCUUCUGCCAGGGACCAGCUCAGCACAUCCUGAGUGGCCUGGUGGGGGGGAGCCCAGGGCUCUCUGGUGUCUGCGUGAACGGGUGUGUUCAUGUCUUUGCACAGCUACCUGCGCUUGAUCCCUGACAGCUGAACCAAUGUAGAAUGAUCUUGAUGGCAGGGUGGCCCUGGGUCUCAGACCCUGCUUAUCCGGGCUGUCCCUUGGAACUUGGCAUGUUUGGUGUGGAACCACAUGCCAAGUGAGGUCAGAGCUCUGUCUGUCCAUUUAAGGACAGUCUGUCUUAUUUACCACAGUUGGGUCCUAGGAAAAACGGGGACUUCGUGCCCUGAGAGCCUUAUUUUAGCUGCUGUGCCAAUGUCAGGCAAGUGUGUUCUAUGUGCUGACAAGGACCACAGCAGCAGUGGUAUCGUGAGAGAGUUGGGAUGCCAAGGGAGAACCAGGCCUCAAAUUGUAUGGUUAGAUGUCCUGGGGUCACCCUGGAGCCCUUGGCUGGAGUGGGGGACCAGGGUUACCUCCCAGCCAUUUUCCACUCCUGGGCCCCUCCACUUCUGGCUGGCUUUUUCUGAGGUUCACCCACCCCUCCACUCCUUUAGUGCCUUGACUCUUAUUUGCUAGCUGCCCCUUUACCUUGUGUAUUUCCUUCCUUCUCCCAGUGUCCCUGCAGAACAGACACCAGACCUACCCUUUCAGAACAUCCCCAUGGUGCUUCCCAGACAUCAUCACUACACUGGGGCUGCUUUCUCUACACUCUGUUUCCAGACUAAAGGGUAGGACUGUGAGUGCAGCCCCAGCCCUGGAUGGGGCCAAAGCCUGCUUAGUAAUGAAAGUGACUACACUAUAUACUGAAGGGGUUGCAGCAGAUGAUGCAUCUGUAUGGCUGGUCCAGAUGUGAACCAGGUCUCAGGGUGGACCCUGGAGCUGCUACGGGUUAGGAAACUGUAUGUGCCUUGAAACAUCCCCUGCCUGGGUACCCAGCCUCUGGUGGACCAAGGUGCUGGGGGUCAAGGAGGAACCCCAUCUUCUGGUGCCACUCCGCCCACAGGCCACGGGUGCAGUACCAACUCGGCUUGCUUCUCCUAAGUUAUUUAUAACGUGGAAUCACUAAUGGAGUCUGUGGUAGACUGCUGCUGAACUGGAUGAUGACUGCCCGUCUGUUUGUGCAAUUGCCAUAAUAAACGUUGAUGAGUUCGGUG